This is a messenger RNA of Macrosteles quadrilineatus (aster leafhopper), 840 nucleotides long. RefSeq lists its product as uncharacterized. The coding region runs from base 1 to 840 and encodes 279 amino acids. NCBI's taxonomy places the organism in Eukaryota, Metazoa, Arthropoda, Insecta, Hemiptera, Cicadellidae. The transcript is spliced from 2 exons. The record is from RefSeq and is a predicted model, not a curated record.
AUGUAUCGUUGCAUUCAAGUUCAUCCUGACGACCAGAAGUAUCAGUUAAUUUUAUGGCGUGAUCCAAAGACUCAAGAAAUCUCCACAUACAAAUUAACGACAGUUACAUACGGUCUAAGCAGUUCACCUUUCCAUGCCAUCAGAACGUUACAUCAACUUGCUGACGACGAAGGAGGGUCGUUCCCAGCAGCAGCCAAAGUUUUACGGGAUAAUACGUAUGUGGAUGACAUCAUCUGUGGAGCUCAUACACUCAACGAAGCUAAGCAACUACGAGAUCAGCUGAUUGAACUUCUUGCACGUGGUGGUUUUGAGCUAAGAAAAUGGACAUCCAAUUGCCCAGAAAUACUCCAAGAUUUGCCUCAAGAUCAUCUAGAAACACCAGUCUUUUUGGAAGCCACUAAUCACCCUCAUUUUGCCAUUCUUGGACUACAUUGGUCACCCAUUUCAGAUUGUUUCACUUACAACUUAAGUCUCCCUGAUGGUCCUCCUACAAAACGAUCAGUGCUGAGCAUUAUAGCACGCAUUUUCGACCCUACCGGAUUUUUGUCACCCGUGACCAUGUGGGCAAAAACCCUCAUGCAAAUACUCUGGUCACAGGGUAUCCAAUGGGAUGACACUCUUCCAAAUGAACUUGCCGAAAAAUGGCACAUUUUCGUUGAUGAAACCUCUCUCCUUUCAAGUAUUAAGAUCCCUCGCUCGUUCCAUUUCACUACCACAUGUUCCUUACAACUCCAUGGAUUUUCAGAUGCCUCCGAAGUAGGAUACUCAGCAGUCUUAUACUUCCGCUGUGAGUUUUCAACUGGAGAAAUCAUCACUCAGUUGCUCAAGUCCAAGAAUUGA